Geodia barretti is the source of this 552-nucleotide messenger RNA. The record is from the annotation of a GenBank genome assembly. NCBI's taxonomy places the organism in Eukaryota, Metazoa, Porifera, Demospongiae, Tetractinellida, Geodiidae.
AUGGAGGAGCCUUCUCCAGCGAAGAGACGUCGAGUUGAAGAUGAAGAAGGAAACAAAGAAAGGCGGGAGGUCCUUGUGGCGAGUCUGCGAAAACUCGCCGACGCUAUAAACAAAGCGGCGGAGGAGACGGGGUCGGAAUUCCAAGCCGAUGACUCACCCGUGGACUUUGAGAAAUUCUUGAACACCCCAGGGGGAAAGGGGAUACGGCGUCUGUGGUCCCACGUUGCCAGCUACGAAGAGUGUCUGCGAUCCAACGGCGUGGGGACGUACGCUGAGCUUGAGAAGCUGUGGGAGAGCCAAUACGGUUCCCAAGACGUUCGAGAUGCGGUGGAAGAGGUUUUAGAUGCGGAAGAACGACACGAGGCGCUGCUCAAAGACGUACAAAAAGAGUUUGUGAAGGCGCAUAGCGAACUUCAGCUCAAGGAAAUAGGGGACGCUUUACCUGGGGAUUUGAAAGUCGCAGACGGAAGAACAAAGGAAGUACAAGAGAUCCAGAGCUACUGGGAAGGCUCGAAAUUCACUCUAUUUGUCCUCCUGCGUCACUUUGGAUGA